This is a messenger RNA of Erpetoichthys calabaricus (reedfish), 13199 nucleotides long. Its product is annotated as mucin-5B-like. The record is from RefSeq and is a predicted model, not a curated record. Lineage: Eukaryota; Metazoa; Chordata; Cladistia; Polypteriformes; Polypteridae. Gene Ontology annotation, cellular component: extracellular matrix. Gene Ontology annotation, molecular function: protein binding. The transcript is spliced from 50 exons.
AUGUGUCAGAAAACCAUUUUUCCCUUCAAUGUUUCAGCCCGUAGCCCUGCUCAGAACAACAAAGUGUGUAGCAUCUGGGGAAAUUUUCACAUCAAGAUGUAUGAUGGAGAGGUCUAUCAGUUUCCUGGAACAUGCAACUAUGUUUUAACGUCACACUGUGGAAGUAACUAUGAGGAUUUUAAUAUUCAAAUACGGAAGAAUGUGGUGAAUGAACAACCCAAGAUCAUCCAUGUUACCAUGAAGCUUGAUGGGACAGUUGUGACUGUCAGUGGUGACACUAUUUCUGUAGAUGACAAACAAGUUUUACUACCUUACAACCAGUUGGGUGUUCAGAUUGAAAAGAGCAGCUUAUAUGUCAAGAUCAAGGCCAAAUCUGGUGUGAUGGUCACCUGGAAUGGAGAGGAUGCCUUGAUGGUGGAAAUGCCUGAAAAGUACAUGAAUGAAACAUGUGGGCUCUGUGGUGAUUUCAAUGGCAUUGAAAAUUAUGGAGGCUUUUAUGCAAAUGGGAUAAAAGUAACUCCAAUUGAGUUUGGCAACCUUCAAAAAUUUGAUGGACCAAAAGAAACAUGUCAAGAUGUUCUUCCUCAACCUGCCAGUAAAAAUGUUCAGAAUACGCAACCAAUCUGUGAGCAGAUUCUCUCCAGUCCAGUGUUUGCCAGCUGCAAUGCACUGCUCUCCAUAACCUCCUUUGUCCAGGCCUGUGUGAUAGACAUGGUUGACUGUGGUAAAAAUAAGACCUCUUCCUGUCUAUGUCAUACCGUGUCAGAAUAUUCCCGUCAGUGUGCUAAUGCUGGAGGUCAUCCCCAGAACUGGAGGACAGCUGAAUUUUGCACUAAGAAGUGCCCCCAGAACUUGAUCCACAGUGAGUGUGGCAGCCCAUGUAUCAAUACUUGCUCUCACCCAGUGCAAAAUCAGCUUUGCAUCAAGAACUGCAGUGAUGGCUGCUUCUGUCCACCAGGUAUGGUCUUGGAUGACAUAACUAAGAAAGGCUGUAUCCCCCUAACAAAAUGUUCUUGUACCCACAAUGGCCAAGUAUACCACUCUGGGCAGUCAUACUCCAGUAACUGCAGAAGCUGUACCUGUAGUGGAGGAUUAUGGACUUGCAAAGAUUUGGACUGUCCUGGGACUUGUGCUGUAGAGGGUGGCUCCCACAUCACCUCUUUUGAUGGAACACAGUUCACUUUCCAUGGAGACUGCACUUACUUACUAUCCAAGGAUCAUGUGGAUAACAGAUUUGCCAUUCUAUCUGAGAUUGUCAAGUGUGGACAAUCAAAUACAGAAACAUGUCUGAAGUCUGUGACUCUGUCUUUGCCCACCACAAAUACGGUCAUCAUGGUUAACCCAGCUGGAGAGAUGUACGUAAAUGGGAUUUUGAUGCAAAUUCCAUUAAAUACAGGCAAUUUCACCGCCUUCAAUCCAUCAACAUUUCACAUGAUCAUCGACACAACUUUUGGGCUCCAGCUCCAAAUUCAGUUGUCCCCUUUAAUGCAGGUCUAUGUAACUAUUGAUGCCUCCUACAAGAGCAACACUUGUGGUCUCUGUGGUAAUUUUAAUAAUGUUCAAACGGAUGACUUUAAUACUGCCAGUGGAGUUACAGAAGGAACAGCUUCUGCUUUUGCUAACACUUGGAAGACCAUGGCAACAUGCCCAGAUGUACUUGAUAGCUAUGAUGACCCCUGCAGUCAGAGUGUUGAAAAUGAACAGUUUGCAAAACGUUGGUGCUCCCUACUGUCAGAUCCAUCAGGACCAUUUUCUCCCUGUCACAGUGUGAUAGUUUCUACAUCCUAUGAAAAAAACUGCAUGUAUGACAUUUGUACAUAUGAGCAAAGUGAGGACUCUAUGUGUGCAGCAGUCUCCUCCUAUGUUCGGGCCUGUGCAGCCAAGGGAGUCUUUCUGACAGGCUGGAGGUCAACCAUUUGCACUAAUUAUUCUACCUCCUGUCCAAAGACAAUGACCUACAGCUACAGGAUGACAAGCUGUGAUCAUACUUGCCGGUCUCUCAGUGAGCCAGAUUUCACAUGCAGUGUUCAGUUUGUACCUGUAGAUGGUUGUGGAUGUAAGCAGGGUACCUACAUGAACCAGAAUGGCGAGUGUGUCCAUGAGUCAGAAUGUCCGUGUUACAACAAAGGUUCAGUAUUGCUUGCUGGAGAGGUUGUCUCAAGGGAUGGAGCCAUGUGCACUUGCAGUAACGGAAAGUUGAGAUGUAUGGGAUCAGAUAAACCAAAAACAGGAGGAUGUGCGUAGCCAAUGACCUACCUUAAUUGCUCCACUCUACCCCUUGGAUCUCCUGGAGCAGAGUGUCAGAAGAGUUGUCAGACUCUUCACAUGGAGUGUUACAGUAAAGGGUGUGUCUCGGGCUGUGUAUGUCCAACGGGCCUGGUGUCUAAUGGCCAUGGCAAGUGCAUUCUUGCUUCCCAGUGUCCUUGUAUUCACAAUGGAAUAACAUAUAAACCUGGUGAGAAGAUGAAAGUGGGCUGCAACACCUGCACCUGCAAAGACCAGAAAUGGCAAUGCACUAAUCUGCAGUGUCACGGUUCUUGUGUCAUCCAAGGAGAGGGGCAUCACCUCACGUUUGAUGGGAAAAGAUUCAGUUUUAGUGGCAACUGUGAAUACACUGUUGCUCAGGAUUACUGCGGAAUUAACUCCAAUAAUGGCACUUUCCGUGUGAUCACAGAGAAUAUCCCCUGUGGAAGCACUGGGACCACAUGCUCCAAGGCCAUCAAGCUUUUUCUGGGGAAAGAUGAACUCAGAUUGUCAGAGGGUCAGUAUGAACUCAUGAAGAGAGACGUUGGUGUUGACAUGCCUUACAAGAUCAUGCAUAUGGGAAUUUAUGUAGUGAUUGAAACCAAGACCGGGCUGAUCCUCAUGUGGGACAAGAAAACCAGUGUGCACAUUAAGCUGAGCGCCUCUUUCAAGGGUAAUGUCUGUGGCCUCUGUGGUAAUUAUGAUGGGAAUGCAAACAAUGACUUCACGACUAGAAGCCAGUCAUUAGUGGUUAACGCCAUGGAGUUUGGGAAUGGCUGGAAGGUGUCCCCUAACUGCCCAGAUGCUAAAGUUCCUAAAGAUCCCUGCACUUCCAAUCCCUACCGGAGGUCCUGGGCUCUAAAACAGUGUAGCAUCAUUAAGAGUAAAGUGUUUGCUGCCUGUCACCCUCAGGUAGACCCUACUCCUUAUUUUGAUGCCUGUGUUUAUGACUCUUGCGCCUGUGACUCUGGUGGUGACUGUGAGUGCUUCUGCACAUCUGUGGCGGCUUAUGCUGCUGCCUGUAAUGAGGCCAAUGUGUGUGUAUCCUGGAGAACGCCUAACCUUUGCCCUCUUUUUUGUGAUUAUUACAAUGGCCCUGAUCAGUGUGAGUGGCACUACAAACCCUGUGGAGUUCCUUGUAUGAGAACUUGCCGAAAUCCCAGUGGGACAUGUUCCAGUCAGAUCCCAGGACUAGAAGGUUGCUAUCCAAAAUGCCCCCCAAGAAAACCAUUUUUUGAUGAAGACUCCAUGAAAUGUGUAGCAAGAAAAGAUUGUGGUUGUUAUGAUAAACAAGACCACCAUUAUCAAAUUGGAGAGAAAAUGCCAACCAGUAAUGUUUGCCAGACCUGUGUAUGCUCACAAAAAGGAGUACAAUGUCAUUAUGAUGUUAAGGCUUGCAAGUGCAUCUAUAACAUGAAGGAGUUCCCACUGAACGCUAUCAUCUACAACACUACGGAUGGCUUAGGAGACUGCAUCACAGCUACCUGCAAGGAGAAUGGCACAAUUCAAAGAGAGAUGUACCCCUGUGCUGCAACUACCACAGCAUCCACCACAGCAUUUGUUUUUAACACUACUGUUCCUCCCUCAACUGUCCCCACACAGCAUUUGUCAUCAAUGAAUCCCUCUUCUGCUACAUCAAGCCAGCCUAAAACCACAUGUGAAGAAGAAGUCUGCAAAUGGUCAAUUUGGUAUAAUGUUGAUGGACCAGACCAGGGAGACCUGGAAGGAGAUUAUGAAACUUUUGAAAAUAUCAUCAAGAAAGGAUAUGCUGUGUGCCAAGCACCUCUAUCAGUUGAAUGCCGUUCACACCUCUAUCCUGAUACCCCAAUUACUCAGUUAAAACAGGCUGUUCAAUGUAAUAAAACCUUUGGACUUAUUUGCAAACAUGAGGAUCAACAUCCUACAAAAUGCCUCGAUUAUGAGGUCCGAAUUCUUUGUUGUGUUUUCACCACUUGCCAUACAACAGUUGCUGUAGAAUCAUACACCACUCAUCUUUCAUCUGUAGCUCCAACCACCUCAAUAUCAGAAAACACCAUCAACACUAAACAGACGUCACCUGAAUACUCAAGUGGGAAGACAACAUCAGGAGUGUCAAAUGAGCAAACAACACCAAGAAUAACAACUAAAUUUGAAUCAAGUGAGCACACAACACCUGGAAUUACAACUAAACACGCGUCACCUGAAUAUUCAAGUGAGCAGACAACACCAGGAAUUUCAACUAAACACACUUCAGCAGAAUACUCAAGUGAGCACACAACACCAGGAUCAAGUGAAUCAAGUGAGCACACAACACCUGGAAUUUCAACUAAACACACGUCACCUGAAUAUUCAAGGGAGCAGACAACACCAGGAGUGUCAAAGGAGCAAACAACACCUAGAAUAACAACUAAAUUUGCAUCAACUGAGCACACAACACCUGGAAGUUCAACUAAACACACAUCAUCUGAAUAUUCAAGUGAGCAGACCACACCAGGAGUAUCAAGGCAGGAAACGACACCUAGAAUGACAACUAAAUUAGCAUCAAGUGAGCACACAACUCCAGGAAUUUCAACUAAACACACGUCAUCUGAAUAUUCAAGUGAGCAGACCACACCUGGAAGUUCAACUAAACACACGUCAUCUGACUAUUCAAGUGAGCAGACCACACCUGGAAGUUCAACUAAACACAUGUCAGCUGAAUACUCAAGUGAGCAGACAACACCAGGAGUAUCAAGGGAGCAAACGACACCUAGAAUAACAACUAAAUUAGCAUCAACUGAAUACUCAAGUGAGCAGACAACACCAGGAAUAUCUACUAAACACACGUCAUCUGAAUAUUCAAGUGAGCAGACCACACCCGGAAGUUCAACUAAACACACGCCAUCUGAAUACUCAAGUGGGCAGACAACACCAGGAGUAUCAAGGGAACAAACAACACCUAGAAUAACAACUAAAUUAGCAUCAAGUGAGCAGACAACACCAGGAAUUUCAACUAAACACACAUCAGCUGAAAACACAAGUGAGCAGACCACACCUGGAAGUUCAACUAAACACACGUCAUCUGAAUACUCAAGUGGGCAGACAACACCAGGAGUAUCAAGGGAACAAACAACACCUAGAAUAACAACUAAAUUUGCAUCAAGUGAGCAGACCACACCAGGAAUUUCAACUAAACACACGUCAUCUGAAUAUUCAAGUGAGCAGACCACACCAGGAGUAUCAAGGGAGCAAACAACACCUAGAAUAACAACUAAAUUAGCAUCAAGUGAGCAGACCACACCUGGAAGUUCAACUAAACACACGUCAUCUGAACAUUCAAGUGAGCAGACCACACCUGGAAGUUCAACUAAACACACGUCAUCUGAAUAUUCAAGUGAGCAGACCACACCUGGAGGUUCAACUAAACACAUAUCACCUGAAUAUUCAACUGAAUACUCAAGUGGGCAGACAACACCAGGAAUUUCAACUAAACACACAUCAGCUGAAAACACAAGUGAGGAGACCACACCUGGAAGUUCAACUAAACACACGUCAUCUGAAUACUCAAGUGGGCAGACAACACCAGGAGUAUCAAGGGAACAAACAACACCUAGAAUAACAACUAAAUUUGCUUCAAGUGAGCAGACCACACCAGGAAUUUCAACUAAACACACGUCAUCUGAAUAUUCAAGUGAGCAGACCACACCAGGAGUAUCAAGGGAGCAAACAACACCUAGAAUAACAACUAAAUUAGCAUCAAGUGAGCAGACCACACCUGGAAGUUCAACUAAACACAUGUUAUCUGAAUAUUCAAGUCAGCAGACAACACCUGGAGUUUCAACUAAACACACGUCAUCUGAAUACUCAAGUGGGCAGACAACACCAGGAGUAUCAAGGGAGCCAACAACACCUAGAAUAACAACUAAAUUAGCAUCAAGUGAGCAGACAAGACCAGGAAUUUCAACUAAACACACAUCAGCUGAAAACACAAGUGAGCAGACCAUACCUCGAAGUUCAACUAAACACACGUCAUCUGAAUAUUCCAGUGAGCAGACAACACCAGGAGUAUCACGGGAGCAAACGACACCUAGAAUAACAACUAAAUUAGCAUCAAGUGAGCAGACAACACCUGAAAUUUCAACUAAACACACGUCAACUGAAUAUUCAAGUGAGCAGACAACACCUGGAAUGUCAUCUAAAUUAACAUCAAGUAAGGAAACAAUGCCACUCUAUACAAGUAAACAAACAACAGUCCCUCAAUCAACCAAUAUUUUAUCAACUACUAAUAAUCCAACAACUCAGCAUGAAACAACUAGUAUUGCAUUCAUCUCCACCUCUCUUCCUACUGCUGAGGUCACUAGCUCACCAACUACUUGCAGGCGUCAGUGCCAGUGGUCUGAUUGGUAUGACACACAUUUCCCCAGCCUUGUUAAAAAUGAUGGUGACUUUGAAACUUAUCAGAAUAUUCAACAAAAAGGUGGAAAUAUUUGUGCUAAUCCAGCUAAAAUUGAGUGCAGAGCAGAAAAAUUUCCUAAUAAGACAUUACAGGAAGUCAAUCAAAUAGUUCAGUGUAACGUGUCAGUGGGAUUACAAUGUAAGAAUGAAGAUCAAGAUGGAGAAUUCCCGUUAUGCUACAAUUACCAGAUCAGGGUUCUCUGUUGUGGCAUUUAUUACUGUGAAACAACAGUCAUGCAAGCAGGAAAUACCACUCUGUUACCAUCAACUCCAUCUGGAAAUGAAGUAUCGAAUCCAAGUGGAUACCCUUUAAGCUCAACUGUAUCAAGCACUCUUGAGGAAAUAAGAACUUCUAAUGUUACUCCUAGUUCAAAAUCAACAGUUGUUCCUUUUAGCACAACCAAUGAAAAAACACACAGAAGCUUUACAACAUCAAUUGUACCAACAACGUCUAAUACAUCUAUUAGCAUUGGAAUAUCUUCAGCAUCAAGCACCACUCUAAGGUUGUCUACUGUAAUGUCCACAGCCUUAGGAACAAACAUCAUUACAUCAGGCACUGGAACAGUCAAGUCAACAACCAAGAAAACAACAAGAUCACAGCCAACCUCAGAAUAUGUUAAAGAACUAACAGAAACUCUUCCAACUUUGAUAAUCCCAAGUGAUUCUCCAACUCCUUUUACAGUUACUGAUAAAAGUAUUGUUACUCUGCCUUUAAUAUCUGACACUUCAACAGAAUCCUCACCUUUGACAAAAUCGCAAGGUCUUAGCACUAAACCUGAACUUACUACAAUAAUAUCUGCAAUUACCCCAGUCAUUUCAACAGAGCAUGUUUCAUACAGCACAUCACAGCUGAGUGAAAGCUCAUCCUCUCAAGUGCCCACAAGACCUCUUUCUAAAAGCACAACACAGCAAACAACAGUAACAACACAAAUGUUAGACAAGUCCACAGGCCAAGUCUCUAAGAGCACAUCACAGAAGACAACUGAGAAAACAACUUCGCAGAAGAUGACUGAGAAAACAACUUACCUUAUCACCACAAGACCUGUUUCUAAAAUUAAUACUUUGUCAUCCACAGAAUUAAUCACUAAGACUUCACAGAAAGUAACUGAAGCAACUUCCUCUCCAAAGCCAACAGGAGAUGUUUCUAAGACCACAUCUUGGAAGACUACUGAAAAGCCUAUUUCUUCAUUGUCCACAGUGCCAGUCUCCAAAACCACAUCACAGACAGCAACAGGAAAGAGUACUUCUUCAUUGUUCUCUGGGUCAGUUUCCAAAACUACAUCACAGAUGACAACUGAAAAAACUACUUCCCCUCUGCCCACUGAUCUGGUCUCAAAAACCACAUUUCUCAGGUCAACUGAAAAAACAACAUCCUUGUCCACAGACUUAGGCUCUGAAAAGACUACCUCUUCAAAGAUAACAGAAUAUGUUUCUAAGACCACAUCAUGGAAGACUUCUGAAAAGACAGCAAUUUCACUGUCCAUAGGCCCAGUUUCCACAACCACAUCACACAGCAUGACAGAAAAAACUACAUCUCCAAAACUAACAGGUUCGGUCACUGGCACCACAUCUCUGAAAUCUACAGAAAGGACAGUUUCACCAGUACCCACAGAAACGACGUAUAAGACCACAUCACAAAAAACAGAAAAAACUACUUCAUUUUCUACUGGGGUGGUCUCAAAGACAACAAUGCAAAAGACAAGUGAUAAGCUGACCUCUACAAAGUCAACAGAACCUGUUUCAAAAACCACAUCAUGGAAGACUACUGGGAAGUCUGCUGCCUCAUCAUUAUUCACAGAGCCAGUCCCCAAGACAACAUCACAGAGGAUCACAGUGAUGAGUACCAAUUCAAACACCACAGGAACUGUUUCUCAGACAGCAAGCCAGAAAACUACAGCAAAAACAAUGCCUACAGUGCCUGCCACCAAGACCACACUGCAGAAAACUGAAAAGACAACUUCAUUAUCUACAGGGAUGUUGUCUAAGACAACAUCACAGAAGAUAACUGAUACAAAAUCAACAUUGCCGGUAUCUAAAACUACACCACUAAAAUCAACCGGAAACACAACCCAUUCAGUGUCCACAGGAUCCAUCUCAAAGAGCACAUCAAACACUACAACAACAAAGACUACUCUUAUGUCCACCGGCCUAGUAACAAAGACAACACUCCUGACAACUAUAGAAAAAAUAUCCUCUUCAGGAGGAACAACAAGACCUACAUCCAAGAGCACAUCACAGAAAACAACCAGCAAAUCAGUCUCUCAAAUGUCCUCAACCCCUGCUACAAAGACCACAAAAUCCACCUUUAAGACAACCACCUCCACUGACAUCACUCAUUCAUCAUCAAGAACAUUCAGUACUACUACACCUAGAACCACCCUGUGUAAACCAAAAUGUGCUUGGUCCCAGUGGUAUGAUGUCAGUAAGCCAUCAAAUACAUCCGGAGGAGAAUUUGAAACCAUAGAGAACAUACAAAAAGCUGGACUCAGAGUCUGUAUUAACCCAAAGCAAAUCAAAUGCAGAGCUGUUGACUUCCCCCAAGCAAAGCUUUCUAGCUUGAAUCAAAAAGUAUCCUGUAACUACACCUUUGGCCUCAGAUGUAUUAAUAAAAAUCAGCCACAGAAUAUGUGCUAUAAUUAUGAGGUGAGUUUCCAAUGCUGUACCUCAUGUACACAGACUACAGCUACUCCUUAUUCGACAAUUCCAGCAUCUAUAAGAACAGAAAAUACCACUGCCAGUUCACAGAGAACCACCUCUCGGAAAUCUACUCUAGUUCAGACCACCAAAACCUCAAGUCAAAUACCCACAUCAGGGCAUCAGUCUCAGAUUACCUCUUCCACAUCUAUAUCUAGCUCUUCAUCCAGGAUCUCCACACCAGUGACUUCUACUUCAGGACAUGUUUCCAGUCCUGUAUCUGCCUCAAUGAAAUCAACAAUGCACAGGUUAUCAACUACAGAAAGAACAACAAGUCAACAGAUGACCAUACUUCAAGGAUCAACUGCUCAUACGCCGUUUACGUCAGGAAGAUUCUCCACUCAAGAAGGAUCAACUACUCAUAGACUCUCCACAUCACCUGAGUCUACAACUCACAGACCGUCAAUACCAGGACUUUCAACUACUCCAGUUAAACUCUCCUCCAGUAGCCCAAGUAUUUCCACAACUCACUGUGUUUGCAGCGUCAAUGGACAGAAAUUCCAAGCAGGUCAGCUCAUUUACAAUACCACAGAUGAAAAUGGUUGGUGUUACACUGCCUUCUGUAAUGCAACAUGUGGUAUACAGAAGUCAAGCCGAGAUUGUAGUUCUACUCCUACACCUUCCUCCUCCUCAAAGAUGACUACACCAUUCACAACUAAAGAAGGUUCCAUCUCUACAUCUGUAAAGGUAGAAACAACAAUUCCAGCUAAAACUGGCUGCUCAGCCAUGAUCCCGCCAAGAAAGAUUAACGAGACAUGGAUGUUGGACAAAUGCACAAAAGCCACAUGCAAAGGCCAUGACCAAAUUCAGGUUACUCCAGUUCAGUGCAAGCCAGUCCAGCCUCUAACGUGUGUCAAUGGGCGACCUGCUCGCAAGAUCUAUGACUCAUCUGGAUGUUGCUACAGAUAUGAAUGUGAAUGUGUAUGUACUACCUGGGGAUACCAGCAUCACAUGACCUUUGAUGGCACCUGUUACCAGUACAGUAGCAACUGCACCCGUGUUCUGGUGGAAGAAAUCACAAAGAAUGACCAUUUCCUUAUCAAUGUGGAUGAUGGUGAUUGCUUUAAAAAGAACCAGGACUCCUGCACACGGUCCCUUUGGAUCUUCUAUCAAGGCAACAAAUUGUUCCUCACUGCAGAUGAAAAGAAGAACUUGGUUUACUUCAAUGGUAAUCUUGUUUCUCGAAACAUUGUCAAAAAUGGCUUCAAAAUCUACAGCACUGGCAUCAGCAUUCACGUUACAAUACUUGAUAUCAACAUUCACAUUGCCUAUGACAGAAUGAUUGCAGUGAUCACACUGCCAUAUAAGCGUUUCUUCAAUAAUACCCAAGGGCUGUGUGGUACUUGCACUAAUCUUCAAAAUGAUGAUUGCCGUCUAGCAAAUGGUAAAAUUGAAUCCUCUUGUGUUGACAUGGCUGAACACUGGACAACUCCUAAUCAGAUAGGGUGUAUUCCAGCACUUCAGCCAACCUCCCAACCUACUCCUCCAUCAAGUUCAUUCAUGACAUCUUUGCCCUCGUCUGGUCCCUCUACCCUUUUAUCAAGCUCAGUCUCAAUCAGCUUGCUUUCUUCCAUUCCUUCUACAUCUUCAAUAGGUUCUUCAUCUUUGGUUUCAACAACUUUGCCUGUCUCUUCAUUCACCGAGUCUCACACUACACCAGUGACUACCAAACCAACCAAAAAUCCUGUAUGCAAGCCACCACUUUGCAAGCUAAUUACAAGCAGUAUCUUUGCAGAGUGUCACAAUCUGCUACCUUCGGAGCCUUACUAUGCAGCUUGUGUGGUGGAUUCGUGCCAGAUGAAUAAAGUGAACCCAGAAUGCAGUAGUUUGCAGAACUAUGCAGCUAUGUGUGCUGAUCUCGGGGUCUGCAUUGACUGGAGGAACCAUACUAAUGGAAAAUGCGCAUAUAACUGUCCUAAAGAAAAAGAAUAUAAAGCCUGUGGACCAGCCAUUGAAUUCACCUGUAACUAUAGAUACAAUGAGGACUUUGCCAAAAAAGAUAUCAAAGAGACCAACGUUUACGAAGGCUGCUUUUGCCCUGAGGGAAAGACUCUUUUCAACUCACAAUCAGACAUUUGUGUCUCAUCUUGUGACUGUGUUGGCCCAGAUGGAAUGCCAAAAAAGCCCAAUGAGAUAUGGCAGAGCAACUGCCAUCAGUGUGUCUGUGAUAAGGACUCCUUAAGUGUUCAGUGUAAGCCCAUGGAGUGUCCGAAAUUGCUGGCAGUCUCCUGUGAUAAGGAAGGCCAAGUUGCCAAAAGUGAGCCAAUGGCUAACAACUCCUGCUGCUCAAUUACUAAAUGUGAGUGCAACGCAACCCUUUGUCCUAAAGUCCAAAAGAGUUGUGAAGCUGGAUUCCAGGUAGUAGUCAAAACAGUGAAUGGUGAAUGCUGCCCUGUCUAUGAAUGUGUACCAAAGAAUGUCUGUGUUUUCAACAAUACAGAGUACCAGGUUGGAGCAACUCUGUCAAAAUCCAGCUGUGAAAACUGCCAAUGUACCGCUGAGGUGGACCCAUCCACGCAGCUCCAUAAAAUCAUCUGUGAAGAGAAGACAUGUGACAUGCACUGCUCUAUAGGUUUUACCUAUCAGGAUGUUCCAGGACAAUGUUGUGGAAAGUGUGUACAAGUUGCAUGCAUCUUCCCAAUGCCUAUUAUUUCCAAUAAUAUCACCAACAGUUACUACACUCCCAGUGCCAACAGUGGCAGUCCUCGUGGCAGCACCAGUAAUCCAAAUGAGAACAGUUCUGCUGGAGGCAAUGUAACUCCCAAUGGGAACACUGGUAAAUCCACAGGAAGCAACAGUAGUCCCAACAGAACCAAUGACUACACUGACAGUCCCAUUCACAACAAUGGCAAUGGAACUCCCACUGGUAACAACGGUCUUCCCACAAGUAAAGGCAGUCCCAGUAUCAUUUCUGGUGACAACAGUACCUACAUACUUGAGCCUGGGCAUAUCAUAACAUUUCCUGGUGACAACUGUACCCACUAUGAGUGCCUUAUGAUUGAUGGUCAAUACGUGCCUAUCACUUCGAAGAAAUCAUGCCCUGAGUUCCAUCCUGAAAAUUGCAUCCCGGGAACUAUUCGGUUAUCAAGUGAUGGCUGCUGCCAGACUUGUGAUGAAAAGCAAGAGAAGUGCAGAGUUCUGAAGAAGCCGACCAUUAUGACUCAUGAAGGCUGCCAAUCACAGCUGCCUGUUGAGGUGUCAUCUUGUGAGGGAACCUGCAAGACCUACUCCAUGUACUUAUCAGAAGCCAACAUUAUUGGGCAUAAGUGCAGCUGCUGCCAAGAAAUGAAAACCAGCCUGAAAAAACGUAUCUCUGAACUGUACCAACGGGACAACCAUCAGUCACACCUACAUCUAUGUAGAACAAUGUGGCUGCAAGGACACCAGAUGUGAAGUAAAAGACCACGCCUGAUUUACUAGUACAGAGAAUGCAAAAGAUACUGGGAACAUCUGGAGAAUUUAUGAAAAUAAUUAACAUGGCAGCCUUUUGUAUCGAGGGAAUGCAGAAGAGUAUCGGGAAGACUAAGAACAAAAAUAAAAUCACAGCCAGUGGGGACUUAUAGAAACAAAAAGGAUCUUCACGUCCCUCACUUUAAGUAACUCAAAUGAGAGGAAUGUCCCCAAUUGCUAGUAAACCUGAUUCAUUUUGUUGUAAUGUAUUUAAAUUGGAAAAUGAUAUGUGCAUUAUGAUGUAUAUUUACUGAUUAAUAAAAUCAAAUGAAAGCAUUAAUUUAAGUUGGAAAAUAUAUUCAUGAUUUAUCUGAUUUGCUUCAGGUUUUAAAUAAGCAAAGUUAAUGCAAUUUGACUGAAUGUGUAUGACCGAACCAAGCUUUCUGUAGUGCAUAUGU